UACAGCCCACACCCCCCGUGCAACAUGUAAUUUGAAAACAAAAUGGCUACCACCAAGAGAUUGAAUUUAAAACUAGUUUCAAAAAUCCUAGUUGUUUUCAAUCCAUUUGAAUGGAAAACCGCGUCAGCAAGAGAAUUUCUGCGAAUAGUUGACACGCAAGCAGUAAGAGCCUCUAAUCCAAAAUGCCUCAUUCAGUCAGAAAUAAGUAAAAAGGUUGAACCAAAAAUUGAAAUUCAUUUUGCUGACAAAGAUAGCUUGGUUUUUGAAACAAGCAAAGUGAAAGUGAGAGAAAUUCUGUCACAGUUCAUGAAGAAGAAUACAGAAAAAGAAAAUAUCAUUUCAACUUGAUUUUCAAUCAACCCCCUCCUGAAGAUGUCAUUCUAACUUGAAAUGAUUUCACUGAAAUCAUGCAACAUUAAAACAUCUGGCCUUAGGUCAACAAUGAAAUUAAGACCACCGUGAAGAAUUGCUUUUUUGUCAAAGAAUAAUGAAAGGUCAAUAUAUUUAUGUAUUUAUGUUAUUCAAAUUGAUGUAGUUGAAACACAAUUAUACCAAACAUUUAACUGUUGA
Messenger RNA from Xenia sp. Carnegie-2017, 570 nucleotides. RefSeq lists its product as uncharacterized. Gene Ontology annotation, cellular component: mitochondrial large ribosomal subunit. The coding region runs from base 43 to 348 and encodes 101 amino acids. The transcript has 3 exons. The record is from RefSeq and is a predicted model, not a curated record. Lineage: Eukaryota; Metazoa; Cnidaria; Anthozoa; Malacalcyonacea; Xeniidae.